Messenger RNA from Arabidopsis arenosa, 833 nucleotides. NCBI's taxonomy places the organism in Eukaryota, Viridiplantae, Streptophyta, Magnoliopsida, Brassicales, Brassicaceae. The record is from the annotation of a GenBank genome assembly.
GAUCAUCAGAUAAGUUCCGUGGUUAUCCCAUUAACCUUGUUUCUACACAACACAAACUAUAUAUAAAGAUCAUACAUGAUCUUUGUCUCUGGAAAAUGAAGGAAAACGCAGGAAACCCUUUGCAUCUCACGUCACUGAACCAUGUCUCUGUCUUGUGCCGAUCCGUCGACGAAUCUAUGAACUUUUACCAAAAGGUGUUAGGGUUCAUCCCGAUUCGAAGACCUGAAUCCUUGAAUUUUGAAGGCGCUUGGUUGUUUGGUCAUGGGAUUGGAAUACACCUACUGUGUGCCCCAGAACCAGAGAAACUUCCCAAGAAAACUGCGAUUAAUCCCAAGGAUAAUCACAUCUCUUUCCAGUGUGAGAGUAUGGGAGUAGUGGAGAAGCAGCUGGAGGAAAUGGGAAUAGAGUAUGUAAGGGCAUUAGUAGAAGAAGGAGGGAUCCAAGUGGACCAGCUCUUCUUCCACGACCCUGAUGGCUUCAUGAUCGAGAUCUGCAACUGUGACAGCCUCCCCGUUGUCCCCCUCGUAGGAGGAAUGGCUCGGUCUUGCUCAAGAGUCAAACUCCACCAGAUGGUGCAGCCACAACCGCAGACUCAGAUCCACCAAGUGGUCUACCCCUAAACAGCUCACUUUAUCUUUAUAUAUUGUGUGUGUUUGUGUAUUAUUGGUGUGCUUGGUUUUGGGUGUAAUAUUCAAUAAGAGACCGAUGUGAAUCAGCGAAUGUGAUUCCCUUCGAGGAAAUGAUCAUUCCCUUUGCUCCACAGGCUAAUAUAAUAUAAUCAAGGGAAAUAAUGCUUACAUAUGUAAAUUGGUUAAUGAAGUUGGUUCUAAUUA